UAAUUAUAAAAUGAGAGUUCAUUGCGAAUUCCUGCAACAUUAUUUGGAGAAAUACGGCUCAGAAUAUAAAAAGUUCGCUGUUUAACUAUAGAAUAUUGAAACCUUAAGGUACAUUAUAUUGAACACAUUAUAUUCAUACUUUAAAAAGCAAUUUGAUAUAGAAUUUAUCUUAAGAAAAAUGGAUGACCACGAUUUUAAAUCAAUAAUUCAACACUAUGGCCGAGAAAAAUUUUACCAUUCAAUGCAAAAUCGUGCCUUUGAUGGCUUGUCAAAGUUUUCCGGGAGCCCUUGUUUUAGAUUCUAUAAUGGUAUUGCUCUCGUGCUUGGAAAUCGCAAUCAGGAAGGUAUUCGAGAAUUGACACCCAUGCUGGGUGAAAAGGAAUUCUCAAUGGCUGUAAUUUUAGCCCUGAUGUUCGCUCACAAGAGAUGCACUGUGGUAGACAAAGAAGCAAUUUUGAAUCUAGAUGUUAAGCUUAAAGAAGAACGCAAGCAAUUAACAGCCUACUCAGCGUAUUAUUCAGCGGUAUUUCUCCUCUUAACUGGUAAAUAUGAAAAAGCAAAAGAAUAUGCAGAAAAAGCUCUAAAGCUCAAUAGCAAUUUUCCUGAUGCACUGAGCUUAAAAGGAUGGACUGAAUUGUUGGGAGGUAGUAGGAUUAAUCGGGGGACAUUGGAACUUUUUGAAAGAGCUCUUGAAUCAGGAAAGAGUAUUGAUGCUAGUUUGGGUCAAGUGCGUUACUAUCAAAUUAACAACGAUUACGAAAAUGCCAUUGGUAUUCUCAAUAAAUUAUCCAUUCGAUAUCCAGAACUAAAUAUACCAUUAGUGGAGAAAAUGAAGUCUCAAUUAGCCAAUUGGCACUGGGAUCAUUCAAUGGAGACAUCAUCCAGGAUUCUCAAUUUGGAACCGACAAACAUCGAGGCUCUGCGAGUGAAAAUUUUAAUAUUGGCCUGCCGUGAUGGGAAUUAUGGUGGAGGAGCUAGAGAAUUACAAAAACUUCUCAGUGCUAUGAGCAAAGUGGAGCCUUCAAAUUCAGAAUUAUAUUUCCAGAUUGGUCAGCUAUUUUCACGAGUUUGUGGGCGAAAUAUAAUGAUCCUGGAUGAGACAGUUAAAUUUAUUGAAAAAGCAAAUCAACUGUCACCAGGAAAUGCCACAUACCUAACUGAAUAUGGAUAUCAUGCCUAUUUGGCUGGAAAGAUGAAAGAAGCGACUAAGAAUUUUAAAUCAGCAACUAAAGUAGAUGACAGUGCUAUUCAGGCUCUUUGUGGACUGACUCUUUGUCAAUUGGCAGAGUCUGGGCCAUCACAGCAAGUUAGUCAGCAAAUUGAAUUUCUUACGGAAAUUCAGGGAACAGCAAAAUUACCCCUUUUGCUUUGGAUGUCAUCCAAACUCUUUCACGAUGAUUCCCAAAAAGCCAUUUCCGCAAUGGUUGAAGCAUGUGAAAUUCAAUUCAAAAAUCUAAGGACUUUGUCAUUUGGAUCCGAAUACCUCAGACGUUUCGAUCCGGAUUUUCUUCUGGAAGUGGCCAGAGAUUUACUUCAGCAUUCACCCAUUCAGUUGUCAGUGUCUAUGGGAUCUCUUUCGUCACGCGAAGGACUCCAUAUAUCGCUUAAACACAGUUUAAAUAUUCUUGAAGUUAUUGUGAAGGCAUGUCCUGGACUAAUACAAGGGGUAUUUCUCCUUGCAAAAGUGCAAUUCCUUUGCGGUGAGAUUUCCACUUCAACAAGCACCCUCCAGCAUAUACUUACAGAUAUUGAUCCAACAUAUUCGGAAGCUCAUUUACUUUCGGCGCAAAUUAACAUUCAGCAAAAGCAAUUUCAGAGAGCAGCACAAAACUUAGAAAUCUGUCUGAGUCACAAUUUCAAAGUUCGCGAAAAUCCUACUUAUCAUCUUUUCAAUGGAAUCAUACAAAAAAAUGAUCAUCAGUAUGAUGAUGCUCUUAAAAGCUUUAUAACGGCUAUGAGCCUCAUUGGCGUUAAAACUGAUGCCAUGAAUGUUAAGAUACCCGUGCCUCUGUCCACAAAUUCCUCACCAAAACCUAUUUAUACUCUGAGCUUAGCAGAUAAAGUAACGUUAUACUUGGAAAUGGUAGAUACAUAUAUGCUGAUAAACUUGAAUUCAGAUGCAACUAAAUUGAUGCAAGAUGCAAUGGAGGAAUUCUCAGGUACAUCUGAGGAGGGACGAUUGGUUAUAGCAAAUGCAGACUUAUCUCUUCGUCAUGGGAAUAUAGAUACAGUACUGAAGCUCUUGAGAAACAUUCAAUCAGGCCAACCGUACUAUAUCCAAGCAAAGACCAAGAUGGCAAAUAUUUAUUUGAUCCAUCGUAAAGAUAGGGUUGCAUUUGCUCAGUGCUUUAGAGAGUUGGUUGAGGAAUAUCCAGAGCCUGAGAGUUACAUUAUGCUUGGAGAUGCUUAUAUGUCAAUUCAAGAGCCCGAUGAUGCCUUAGAUGCCUACAAGGAAGCCUUAAAACGCAAUCCUCAUGAUCCCAAUUUAGCCAGUAAAUUAGGCAGAGCCUAUGUUAAAACACAUCAAUACACUAAGGCAAUAAACUACUACAAUGAAUCGUCAAGUAUGUAUCCGGAAAAUUCACUUCUCAAGCUGGAUUUAGCAGAAUUAUAUCUUAAAUUGAAACACUUCACCAAUGCUGAACAGACUCUAAUUGAUGAAAUUGAAGGAAUGAAAGACGGAUUGGAGGAUGUUGAUAUGUUGCAAUUGAGGACCAAACAACUUCUUUUGCUUGCACGUGUAAGGGAAAAAGCUGGUCACCUAAAUUCAUCCCUUUCAACUCUCAAGGAAGCUCGAGACAACCAAUAUAAAGUGCAGCAGCGGUUGAAUCUCGAAUCUACACUAAUUCCCGAACAGAGACGAAUACUUUCCAGAAUCUGUAUUCUCAUGGCAGAACAAUCUAUUCAUUUGAGGGAUAACGAUCAAGCGAUUCAUCACUAUAAAGAGGCCCUCAAAUUUUCUCCUCAGGAUGUUACCAUACUAGCAUCAAUUGCGCGGUUGUACAUGCAAGUCAACAACAUGGAUCAGUGUCAGCAGACUUGUGGACAAAUAUUACAGAUAGAUCCAAACAAUGAAACAGCAUCAGUUAUGAUGGCCGAUCUAUCAUUUCGCAGAAUGGACUUUGAGAAAGCUGCUUAUCAUUUCUCGCAACUUCUUCUCAAUCAACCAAAUUAUUGGACAGCAUUAGCGCGCCUUAUUGAAGUGAUGCGUCGAUCAGCAAGGUUAUCCGAAGCCGUGGAUUUUUUGAUGAGGGCAGAACAGAGUUGUAUUCAACCAUCGUUUGACUCGGGUUUGAAUUACUGCAAGGGAUUAUAUGAAUGGUAUAUUGGUAAUCCCAAUUCUGCUCUGAGAUUCUUCAACAAUGCUAGGAAAGAUUCUGAAUGGGGUCAGCAGGCCAUAUUCAACAUGAUUGAAAUAUGCAUAAAUCCAGAUGGUGAACUACCAAAUGAGAGUAUGGCCGAAGGCAGUGAAUUUGACUUUAGAGAUCCGCAGGUUAUGGCAAUUCGCACGGCUGAGAGAUUACUUAAAGAAUUAAAGCCACGUCCAGGUUGCAUGGACAAUGAAUCUCUCAAUUACAAGUUAUUGCAAAAUUUCAUUCUGUUGGCUAGUAAACAGAAGUCAACCAUUGAAUCAGCUCUCAAUGGAUUUCUCAAUAUUGCUAGUCAGGAGGAGUACAAAGAGCAUGUUGGUCCAAUACUUGGAAUGUCAUCGGCCUAUGUCAUGAUAAAACAAUCUCAAAGGGCAAAAAAUCAAUUGAAGCGAGUAGCAAAGUCUUCGUGGACAUUUGAGGAUGCGGAACAUUUAGAGAGAUGUUGGCUUCUUCUUGCUGAUCUCUACAUUCAAGCCAAUAAAAUGGAAAUGGCAGCAGAGUUACUAAAUCGAAUUUUGGAGCAUAAUAAAUCUUGCGCAAAGGCAUAUGAGUUAUGUGGAAUGAUAGCUGAGAAAGAGCAAGUUUAUCGAUCAGCAGCAACGCACUAUGAUGCAGCUUGGCGCUAUGGAGGAAAAUCUAAACCAACUAUUGGUUACAAAUUAGCCUAUCACUAUAUGAAAUCGAAGCGUUAUGCAGAUGCCAUUGAUGUUUGCCAACAAGUAUUGAAAUUGCAUCCUGACUUUUCAAUGAUCAGAAAGGAUAUUCUUGAUAAAUGUCGUAACAAUUUACGAAAUUAAUUGUAAUUUGUCAUCAUAUGUGGUCACAAUUCUACAGAGCAAGUGAGUGAAUAUAUUUUUCACAAUGAAAUAUUUAUAAAAUAAUACGUAUAAUUACACAGAUCCUCCUGAUCCAAAAUAAUUUUUCUUAAAGUUUCUUUAACAAUUAUAUACCUUAUAUUAAACACUUUGGUAAUUUUCCCGUUUAUAUGUAUGCACAUAAAUAUGACUUUUCAUAAAGUUAUUUGAAUAAUA
Phlebotomus papatasi is the source of this 4402-nucleotide messenger RNA. RefSeq names its product tetratricopeptide repeat protein 21B-like. The coding region runs from base 179 to 4168 and encodes 1329 amino acids. The transcript is spliced from 4 exons. Gene Ontology annotation, molecular function: protein binding. NCBI's taxonomy places the organism in Eukaryota, Metazoa, Arthropoda, Insecta, Diptera, Psychodidae. The record is from RefSeq and is a predicted model, not a curated record. Gene Ontology annotation, biological process: protein localization to cilium; intraciliary retrograde transport. Gene Ontology annotation, cellular component: intraciliary transport particle A.